AAAAACUGCUCGCGCCAAAAACACAAAAAUAAAAAAUAAAAAAUAAAAAUCUAGACCCAAUCCCAAUUUUGGCACUGUCUUCCUCAAACCCUAAAAAUAAUUGCAUUCCCGCCAAAAUUCCAUAAACUCAAUUCCUACUUUGAUUCUCUUAAAACCCUAAAACCAAUUGCAUUCCCGUCUGGGUUUUGUGUGUCUUAGCCUUUCCUUCCUUCCUUCCUCCAAUGUUUGUCUCUCUGCAAUUCCGUCUCCCACCAACCGUCACGAGCACUCCUCCACUCAAACUUCUCCCGCCAAAUGCGCACGUGCCGAGUCUCAGUUCCAUGUCCGUUCGGCACGUGCGCCGUUUGCGCCUUCCCAGGCUUUCGCUCCGUGCCACUCCGCAGCUGGUGGUAGUCGAAGAUGACGAAGAGCGGGGAGCGAAUGGGAGACCGCACCGUGAUGGAGCUUCGACGGAGGAACGAAAUCUCUUGCCGCCGGGGCUCCGGCGAGAGACAAUGCCGGUUCAUGUGGCUGUGAUCAUGGACGGGAACAGGAGGUGGGCCCAGAUCAGAGGCUUGCCUGCGAGUUCCGGCUACGAGGCCGGCGUGCGGUCGCUUAGAUCGGUGGUGGAGCUCUGCUGCAAGUUGGGAAUUAGUGUUCUCACUGUUUUCGCGUUCUCCACAGAGAAUUGGUGUCGUCCAAAAGUGGAAAUUGAAUUUCUGAUGGAUCUGUUUGGAAGAGCAGUGAGAGAAGAUUUGGAAAGCUUCUUGAGGGAAAACAUCAGAAUUUCUGUAAUUGGGAAUACCUCUAAGCUUCCAAAUUCUCUACAGCAAUUGAUAGCCAAUGUAGAGGAGACAACAAAGAAAAACUUCGGUCUUCAACUAAUAGUCGCAGUAAGUUAUAGUGGUCAGUAUGAUAUUGUUCAAGCUUGUCAAAGGAUUGCUAUGAAAGUAAAAGAUGGCGUUGUUGCACUUGAUGAUGUAAAUGAGUCUUUAAUUGAGCGAGAGCUUGAAACUAACUGUACCCAGUUCCCUUACCCUGAUCUACUUAUACGGACUAGUGGUGAACUUAGGAUUAGCAAUUUCUUGUUGUGGCAGUUGGCCUAUACCGAAUUGUUCUUUUCAAAAUCCCUCUGGCCUGAUUUUGGAGAAAUUGAGUUUUUAGAGGCUUUGCAAGACUUUCAACGAAGACAGCGUCGUUAUUGUGGAAGGAGUCUUAACUAGUUACUCCCUUUCACUUAGUCUUUGGUAUUGUGCAAAAAUGGGAAAUCUAGGCUGAGCAAGAUUGUGGAACUAUUUAAGGUGAUAUUAAAGAUAGGUAGCUUAUAACAACCAUUAGAAGUACAUGUUGUAAGUUUAUUAGGAUGCUAUGCAGAUUGAUCCGAAUUAGCUGUUCAAAAUGAUGCGGCAAAGGCAGUUGCAACUGUUUUUCCUAGGAGAAUUUGGCUACUGGAAAACACUGCUUAUGAAGGAGUUUUGUGUUUGUUAGAAAUUGGGUUUUGGGAGAAUGCGCCACAGUGUAUCUUGGAAUGAGUAUGCAAAACAUGUAUGUAGAAACAUGCAAUCCUGCUUUCAACAUUGAGACACUGUGUGAGGUGAAGUUUGGAUCAUAAAGGCUGCAUGUAAGUAAUCAAAACUGCAGUUAAUACAAGAUCACACUACAAUAUGUUAUUUGUUUUCUUGUAGCUGAAAAACUAGGAUGGCCAUCGAAAACUUUUGCGGCUGAGCCUCAAGUCGCAUUUCUUUGCUGAUGUUCACCAUGGAUAUCAGUAUUCGUAUAGGACACCGAUGGUUGCUUAUCCAAAGUUUAGAAAUGCUCUCUCCAACUGAAGGCUUAAAUAGCUUAGGUGAAUUGCUAUGAUAAAAAGAACUCCACCAACCUGAUCAGAUUGCAUCAAAUAGUAUUUGAGGUAUGUUAUGUUUCACCAGCUGAAUUGUAUUUCUGUUCUUGUUCUUGUAUUACACAUAGCCUCGUAUUUAUACGAAAUGCUGCAUGAGAUUAUCUUAUUUUUACCA
Molecule: messenger RNA, 1994 nt
Organism: Ziziphus jujuba (common jujube)
Lineage: Eukaryota; Viridiplantae; Streptophyta; Magnoliopsida; Rosales; Rhamnaceae
Product: cis-prenyltransferase 4, chloroplastic
Exons: 3
Coding region: 222-1202 (326 amino acids)
Biological process (GO): polyprenol biosynthetic process; plastid membrane organization; response to cold
Cellular component (GO): chloroplast stroma
Source: RefSeq, a predicted model, not a curated record